Messenger RNA from Pristis pectinata (smalltooth sawfish), 6528 nucleotides. It is a transcript of the gene runx2a, whose product is annotated as RUNX family transcription factor 2a. Gene Ontology annotation, molecular function: DNA-binding transcription factor activity, RNA polymerase II-specific; RNA polymerase II cis-regulatory region sequence-specific DNA binding; ATP binding. The record is from RefSeq and is a predicted model, not a curated record. NCBI's taxonomy places the organism in Eukaryota, Metazoa, Chordata, Chondrichthyes, Rhinopristiformes, Pristidae. Bases 190 to 1620 code for a protein of 476 amino acids. Gene Ontology annotation, cellular component: nucleus. Gene Ontology annotation, biological process: neuron differentiation; regulation of transcription by RNA polymerase II; hemopoiesis. The transcript is spliced from 8 exons.
CUUCAUUCGCCUCAUAAACAACCACAGAACCACAAGUGCGGUGCAACUUUCUCUCCAGGACAACGAGAACCUCUGGUUCUAAAUGGUUAAUCUCCGCAGGUCACUACCAGCCACCAAGACCAACUCCGUCAUUUAAGACUUCGAGGGACACCAAAACCACAGGCAUAAAGUAUAUGUGAAAGGAGGACUAUGGCAUCUAACAGCCUAUUCAGCUCAGUUGCAUCAUGUCAGCAAAACUUCUUCUGGGAUCCCACUACGAGCCGGCGCUUUACUCCACCGUCCACCACAUUACCAGCAACGGGGAAAAUGAGCGAUGUGAGCGGGAUGGUGUCGCACCAGGAACCAGGGCCCGGAGUCGGAACAGCCGGGACGGCGCCGCUGAGCAGGUCUCUGAUCCGGCCCCAUGAGAACCGAACCAUGGUGGAUAUCAUAGCCGAUCACCCUGCAGAGUUGGUGCGCACUGACAGCCCCAAUUUCCUCUGUUCUAUCCUGCCGUCGCACUGGAGGUGCAACAAAACCUUGCCCGUGGCAUUCAAGGUUGUCGCCUUGGGGGAUGUUCCUGACGGCACUGUGGUCACGGUCAUGGCCGGCAAUGAUGAGAAUUAUUCGGCCGAACUCCGCAACGCGUCGGCGGUCAUGAAGAACCAAGUGGCUCGUUUCAACGAUUUACGUUUCGUGGGCCGGAGUGGACGGGGUAAAAGUUUUACAUUGACAAUCACAGUAUUCACAAACCCACCUCAAGUGGCUACCUAUCACAGGGCUAUAAAGGUUACAGUGGAUGGACCUAGAGAACCUAGAAGACAUAGACAGAAACCUGAUGACCAGCCCAAAGUUGGAUUAUUUUCAGAACGUUUGAGUGAAUUGGAACGCCUUCGCCAAACUGCAGUGAGAGUGGGCGCUUCAACGCAAAGUCCACGACCUUCUCUCAAUCCUACACCAGGUCCUUUCAGCCCUCAGGCUGCAUCACAGAUUGCAGACCCCAGGCAGGCCCAGUCGUCACCGCCAUGGUCAUAUGAUCAGUCCUAUCCACCCUAUCUGAGUCAGAUAACUUCACCUUCCAUUCAUUCCACAACUCCUCUUUCCUCCGCCCGUGCCACAGGGCUUCCUGCAAUCACUGCUGAAGUGCCAAGACGACUUUCAGGUGCAACAGAUCUUGGCCCUUUCUCAGACCCCCGGCAGUUUGGGCUUUCUUCGCUCACAGAAAGCCGUUUCUCCAAUCCUCGAAUGCACUACCCAGCCACCUUCACUUACACACCAACUCCAGUUACAACUGGCAUGUCUCUAGGUAUGUCUGCAGCUACACACUAUCAUACCUACUUGCCACCGCCUUAUCCUGGCUCAUCCCCAAACCAAAGUGGACAUUUCCAAACCAGCAGUGCACCCUAUCUCUACUAUGGUACCUCUUCUGGAUCUUAUCAAUUCUCCAUGGUGGCAGGGGGAGAACGCUCACCCUCCAGAAUGCUGCCACCUUGUACCAGUGCAUCAACUGGCAGUACACUCCUUAAUCCGAAUCUGCCCAACCAAAAUGAUGGUGUAGAUGCCGAUGGUAGCCAUAGCAAUUCUCCCACUGUGUUGACUUCCACUGGAAGGAUUGAUGAGUCUGUCUGGAGACCAUACUGACUCUUUGAUUCUAUAAGAAAACAGAACAGCAGCUUGGAAAAGAACAUUAUCAUUUAAACAGUGCCUAUUGUACAGUUUUUAACUGGAAGAAAAUCUUAUGAUAUGACUGCUUAGUGAGAGAACUAGUACAGUAUUUCAGGACAUUUCUGUACAGUUCAACAUAUGCACAUGACUUUGGCUAUUUUUAAGUCCGUCCCCCUAUCCACCUCCUCCAGUGAAUGAACUUAGCAUCUUAUCCAAAUACAUGAAGAAGUCCUGACUGCACAGCAAAGGAAACGUUGUUUGAGAAAGAUGGGCCUUCCAAGAAGUGGCAGAGUGCAAAUUGCAGUAAUUAUUGAAACAAUGUUGAAAGUAGCAAAAAAAUGUGGCUAAAAAUGAACUCUAAGCUUGAAGAUGAAAAGUCCCAGAAACUAUAACCACCCACUUUAACUUUUCUUUUUAUAAAUUGUCUGUGAGGAAAACUGGCUCACAAUUAGAGUAGAGGUAUGAGAAAAGUAAAUGUAUGCAUUUAGUUGUAACUAUGCAUAAAGGGGCAGAAUUUUUUUUCGAAUAUAGUUCUUGAGGAAUACCCUUUAAAUGUAAGUAGAGAGAAGUUGUUUUUAUGACCAUUUAUGUAAGCAUUUCUGUUAAUUGAAUGUUUACUACAGAUUUCAAGAGGAGUUUCUGUUUUCUUGAAAUGGUUUAUACAUACAAUAAAAUUGCUUUUCAGUUUCAAAGGAGGUUUAUCCCAUCUGACUUGGAGCAAUUUUAUUCCACUAUGUUGUUUCAUUUGAAUAUUGUUUACUCAUUAAUUGAAUGGCUCCUUGAUGUUGACAUAUGGACAUUAAAAUGGUAAUGUCUACUUUGGCAUCAUUAUACUAUAAUAUCUGUAGUUGUCUGUGUACUUGAGAAACAAUGGCAAUAGUUAAUAAUAUCAUAAUAUUCAAACUCAAAUGGGUUACUUUAAUUAAAUGGUAUUUUCCCCUGAAAUUAGAAUCCUCAAAUUAGUUAAUAACUAAAUAUCUGUGCAUCCGUAAGGACAGUAGCAUGAUGGAAAUAGGAAUAUUGUUGGUAGUUCAUGCCAGUAGCUUUGGGAGUACUGAUUUUUUAUCACCUAUUCCACUUUAGUCAAGUUCUCUUAAAAUUGAUAUACUAUAUAUCUUGCUAUGGAAUGAAAAUAUCUUUGAGGAACAAACAGCAAUAUUUUAUUUAAAAGUACAUAUUGGAUGAAAUCUCCUUACAGAGCUGAUGUUUGGAAGGUUUUGUCAAAGAAAUAUCCACACAUUGCUGUAUAACAGCUCUAUAUCUAAUCACAUAUCCAGAGCUCUGUUUAUGAAUAUAAGAAUAAAAACCUACUUUUGCCAUUUGCCCUAAAUUUAACUUACAUUUUCCAGUAUUUUGCUUAUAAUUCAAUAUGCUAACAAUUAGAAUCAAUGUAGUUUUAUAAUGAAGCUACAGAAUCAAUGCAAUUGGGAGUUUUCCUUGAAAUUAUGAAAUUAUUCCCUCUUAAAAGUUUUCAAGGAAUCACAAUUCAAAAGCCCUUUAAUCAGGGAAUUAAAACCACAUCUCAUUGUUCAAUGCCAGCAGUCAAAAAAACAUGAUUUUAGAGUUACUGUUUCCUUUAAACAAUUAGUUCCACAAUGAAAACAAAAAAAAACACAGAAAAUACUGUUUAUGUUCCAUUUAUUUUCCUUCUUGGUCCGUAGUAGUGAAGGUGAUUUGAUGCUCAUUCCAACUUUCUUUUAAGAAGCAAUGAUCAAACAGAGAGAACAAUGUUGUUUCAUACACUCGACUUCACACACAAUUACAUAUGUAUAGGCAUAAGUUUUUUUUGUGAAUGUUUAAGUUUGAAUAUAUGUGGCUCUGAUAACACUGAGAAAGAAAAGCCUGCAAAUAAAAACAAAUUUGAAAUGAGUACAUUUGAAAAUAUACAGCAAGCCCUAGCCAUCAGCAGUAUUGGAAUAAUAUUUUAAAUAAGAAUAUCUUGUCAUUUGUUACAUGAUUAUUUUGACAGAGGUACUACCAUUGAGGUAAUUAAUCUAGUUUUCACACUCAGAAGCAUUGUCCAGGUGAACAGAAUCUAACUUCAGACCAUUUAUUGUUAUUAUUGAAGUGUAGUUAACACUUAAAUGUCUGUUUUGAUUCAUAGAGCUACAGCUACCUUAAAAUUCAUCGGUGAUACAAUAGGCAAAGCUAGUUUGUGUUCAAGCACUACUAGAAAUUAAACAAAAUAUGCAAAUAGUGAUUCACCAGCAGAUUCACCAGUGUUUCAUUGGCCAUAAAGCUCUUAGGGAUGUCCUGAGGCCUGAACGCUCUUUCUUUUUAUUAUCAUGCUGAGGUAAGACUUAUAUUGAUUCAACUCUUUUAAGUGCAACUAGUAUGUGUAUGGAGAACCCACCAUAUAUUAAAGUAACCCAGGUACUUGAUAUAUUAAAAUUGCCACGCCUAUAAAUCUUAGAAAGAUUACACAUGGAAAUGUGUAUUCUGUCUUUGUAACAUAAAAAGCACAAAAUACAUGAGGUACAUUAAUGCAAUAUCUUAUCCUAAUGCUUCCUUAGUUUCAAAUGCUUCAUUCUAUUCUGAGACUAUUUUAUGUAUUAAAUAAAUGUCAAAUAUUUUUCAAUAUUUAGAUAUAGCAAGCUUUUUUUUACUGUAAUAUUUUCUUGUGUGAAGCAUGCUUUUGUGGACCCAAGGUUCUAUUUACAUUAAAGCUGGACAACUUUAUUGAUAUUAUUUAUUGCAAGUGGUAGCUUGAAGCAAACCACCAGUCUACAUUUAUAUAUCUGUACAGGUAAUGAGUUCGAUAGUUUUCAGCAGCAUUUAAAAAAGCAGGUGUCAGGUUACACAACUCAAGGUUGAACUAAUCAAGUCUUACUGCCAGUGCAAGCUGUUACCUAUUUAAUAAAAGGUACUUUAUUUGUUUAAUGUAAUUUUUAUUGCUAAGGUGGAUUUUCAAAGAUUUAAAUAUGUGUUUUUAUAUAAAGUGAUUUUUUUUAAAAAGAACAUUUUUUGUUAGGAUGUGAUAUUAGUAGGGCUGCAGGCAGCAAUUUUGGAACAAAAUUUAAGAUUUUGUACAGUCAAAAGCACAUCCAAUUAGAUCCAGUAUCCACCAGGUUAAUGCAAUAAUUACUAUACAUUUUGGACAUCAUGCAAAAUGUAUACACCAUUUUUUUCAUUAGGAGCAGAUUUUCCACUGCAGAUGUGAACAUUCUUUUAGGGUUUCUGAUAAGUUAGUUUUCUAUGGUACCAACUUUUAACAUGGACUAUCAGAGAAUCAGAGAAAUUUAAUGUGCAGAAGGAAGCAAAAAUUAACCUUGUUCUUGAGCCUCUGUCUGUAGUCCUGUAGGCUAUGGCAUAUCAAAUGUUUAUCAAGGUACCUUUUAUGUGCAAUGAGAGUUUCUGCCUCCACAAUCCUUUCAGACACUAUAUCCCAGAUCUUCAUUAUAAACAAUCAAAAGAACUUCAAUCCCUCCUUAACUUUCUGCCAAUCACCUUAUAUCAAUGCCCCUGUUUAUCAUGGGAUUAUGUGAUACCUGAGAUGAUUUAAAGAUACAUUUGUUAAUUGACUUCAUCGGAUUGCCAAGUACUUGAUCUCAUUAUAUGGUGGUAGAUAAUUCAAGGUAUUAUAUAACAGCAAAUAAAAAAUGAAGGGAGCUUCAAAUCACUCGAGGUGGACCAUGCAAUUACAACUAAUAUUCCACAUGUUACAUAUAUGUAUAAUAUUACAUUUAGAUACAAUCCAAAAUUGCAAAAGUGAUAAAUUGGUUCCUUUACUGAGCAGAUGUCAUUCUGCGUAAGUUUUGGCAAUAGCACUGAAUAUUAGAGUAUUUUUCUCUCCAAUUUUCUCUUUCUCUUGAUAAUGAGAAGUAAUUAUAUCACUCAAUGCAAUAUCUUAUUGGUUCAUUAGUGUAGGAAUGAAAUAUUAUCAGACACAAAGUGAAAACCUGGUAGGGCAAAUCAAAACACAAGACUAAAGUGCAUCUGGUUUUGUGUUGGUGAAAAGAUUAAUCUGCUUUCCUCUAGAUACCAGGAUUGGAUACAGGGGUUGUUGUUAUGGAGGCAGAAGCACUGAUUCUUGCUGUAAAUUGAAAUAUGUGCUGAGUACAGCAGUUCAUGUCAAUAAUUGAUGAGCAUAGCUGUGUCAAAAAAUGUUGAGUUUUUCUAUUUGGCAAUUGUACCACUAAUGUAACUGGCCAGAACUGAUGGCAAAAAUAGGCUUUGGUUAUAAAUUGCAUGCUGAUUUGCUUCUAGUGAAAGCCAUGUUGAAAUUCGUUAAAAUAUCUGUUUAACAUUAUGAGAACAAUACUCUUAAAAUCGAGCAUAUUGAAAGGCACAGUGGUAGUUUUAACUAAGAUGAUUGAAACGGGACCAAGGUGAGCCUUGUCUAUCUCUGAUUUAGUAAUGUCAUCUUCAACCCUGGAAUCUCUUAAGAACACAAAAAGGCUCUUUUUUUAAUGUUAACAAGCAGUUUAUCAUACAGUUCAUAUUUAGUAUUCUUAUAGUUUGAGAUGUGAGACACAAAAUGGAAAUCCGAGCUUUCUAAUGCAAUUACCAGAUAGAUAGUUGAGCUCCAUGAGGAAAAAGAACACAUUUUAAUCUGUUCAUAUUUUUGUUUAUGUAAAACAGACAAGAUUCUGCAAUUUUGAUUUCAAUGGUAUACUUGCACUUCGGCCUUUUAAUUUUUUUUACUUUUUAUAUAAAUAUGAGCUUUUUUAUUGCUGUUAUUCAAUAAUUGCUUUGCACUGAGUAUACUGUACAAAUGCAUUGUGUUUCCAAGCCAUUGCCAUCAUUGAUUAUGAAUCACUUUGCUACAUCUUAAAAGGGAAUAAUGCUAAGGUAGUGGUUUUUGUAUUACGAAACCCACAAGAUUCCUUACCUGGCAUUUUGUCAUGAUUGUAACAUUGAUUUAAGUUUGAAUUUCAUUUUCAA